This is a messenger RNA of Sorghum bicolor (sorghum), 1446 nucleotides long. RefSeq names its product 1-aminocyclopropane-1-carboxylate oxidase homolog 1. Lineage: Eukaryota; Viridiplantae; Streptophyta; Magnoliopsida; Poales; Poaceae. Bases 52 to 1230 code for a protein of 392 amino acids. The record is from RefSeq and is a predicted model, not a curated record. The transcript has 2 exons.
UAAAUUUCACACCCCACCACUACGAGUUCUCGUAGUCUAUACACUGUACGUAUGUCUCGUAGGCUCAUUAUCUCCCUCCGCCAACUUUGCGCAAAAUCUCCAAUGGCCUCUCUCCCGGUUCCCGCCGGCUAUGACCGCCACAGCGACCUCAAGGCCUUCGACGACACCAAGGCCGGCGUCAAGGGCCUCGUCGACGCCGGCGUCACAACCAUCCCACCCAUCUUCCGUCACCCACCCGACCCCUUCCUUGGACCACCACCACCCUCAGAUUAUCAUCAAAUCCAGCACGAUGUCAGCACCAGCAUCCCAACCAUCGACCUCGCAGCAGGCGCCACGACCAGGGCCCUGCUGGUCGCCGAGGUGAAGGCCGCCGCCGAGACGGUGGGCUUCUUCCAGGUGGUCAACCACGGCGUGCCGGCGGCCGUCAUGUCGGGGAUGCUGGAGGCCCUGCGGACGUUCCACGAGGAACCGGCGGAGGCCAAGCGUCCCUACUACACGAGGGACAUGGGCAGCCGUGUCAGGUACCACAGCAACUUCGACCUGUUCCACUCGCCGGCGGCCACCUGGCGUGACACACUCUACCUGGAUAUGGCGCCAACCGGCCCGGCACCGGAGGAAAUCCCGCCGGCGUGCAGAGAUGUAGUUUUUGAGUACACGAAGCAGGUUCAGAGGCUGGGUAGUGCGCUGCUGGAGCUGCUGUCCGAGGCUCUGGGCCUCCACCGGGGAUACCUGGAGCACGACGCCGGGUGCCUGGACGGGGUCAGCGUCGUCGGCCACUACUACCCGCCAUGCCCGGAGCCGGACCUCACGCUUGGCACGACCAGGCACUCCGAUCCCAGCUUCCUCACGGUGCUCCUCCAGGAUGGCGUUGGCGGUCUGCAGGUCCUGCUCGGCAGCCGCUGGGUGCGCGUGCCUCCCGUGCCCGGCGCUUUCGUCGUCAACAUCGGCGACUUCCUUCAGCUCAUGUCCAACGAUAAAUUCAAGAGCGUGGAGUACCGGGUGGUGGCCGUGGACGCCGGGGCGGCGCCGCGAGUCUCCGUGGCUUGCUUCUUCAGGCCGCGUGGCGCCGCGGCGUCGAUGAGGGUGUAUGGACCCAUCGCUAUGGACACAGGGGGCACGAAGCCACCGUCACCUCCACGCUACAGGAGCAUCACGGCGGAGGAGUUCAUUAACCAUUAUAUGGGCAACGGCCUCGUCGGCAAAUCUGCACUAAACCACUUCAGAAUUUAAUCUCAGACAAGUAACAAGUGUAUACCUAAAUAAAACAAUGUUCGGUCGCUUGGGACUCAAUAAUCCCAACUGUUCUUUAAACAAGGACAGGAGCUCUGCUGUCGAUGACGGAAGAAUUUAUCUGUAAGAUGGCUAGCUAGACGAGAUGCCACAAAAGGCAUCCGAGGGGCACACGACGUGGUUGAGCAUAAACAUAACACAUUGGCAAGCAUAGAA